Messenger RNA from Penicillium angulare, 207 nucleotides. RefSeq lists its product as uncharacterized. The transcript has 2 exons. The record is from RefSeq and is a predicted model, not a curated record. The coding region runs from base 1 to 207 and encodes 68 amino acids. NCBI's taxonomy places the organism in Eukaryota, Fungi, Ascomycota, Eurotiomycetes, Eurotiales, Aspergillaceae.
AUGGAGCAGGACUUUGGUGAUCCUCGCAUUCAAUGUGCCGAUAAGGAGACAUACCACCCAAACAAGAAAGAACAGUAUCUCUUCAGUGUUAAUGGAUCCAUCAUGGAUCUAGGGCAAACAUACAUGGAGUAUUCUCAUGCCGAAUUAGCUACCGACGUGGGGUCUGAGUUGAUCGGCAACUCUAUUGAACUUGAGGUUCCUGCAUGA